CUGGCUCCGGAGCAGUUCAAGGGGCGGCCCCAGAGUCCAAUCUGUUGUUUCAUACAGCGGGGCCUCUGUAUUUCUUGCCACUUGAUUUGACGCUCGCUUGAUGUGCUUGUGGCUGUUGGAGUUCCCUGCUGAACCGCCUCUUGCUGUCAAGAUAAUUCUGUACACCCAGCCUUGCAUUUCUGUAUUUCCACUGCAAGGAUCUCCGGGCGUUGUGAUUAAAAGUUCCAUCAGCAAGAUAUUGCAUAAUUUUAAUAUUUAGAGCAUUUAAAAUACGUUUUAAGUUGUUGAUACAGACAAUAAAAUAUACUUUCUCUUAGGAGUGUCAUGUAAAAACAACAUUUUCAUAUGAGAACAGAAAAUGGCUUCAAGAGGAACAACAGAGACCAGUAAACUAAAACAAAACUUGGAGGAGCAGUUGGACAGAUUAAUGCAGCAGCUUCAAGAUCUGGAAGAAUGCAGAGAGGAGCUGGAUGCAGAUGAGUACGAGGAGACCAAGAAGGAAACUCUAGAGCAGCUGAGUGAGUUCAAUGACUCCCUGAAGAAGAUUAUGUCUGGAGAUAUGACUUUGGUGGAUGAGCUCAGUGGCAUGCAACUGGCAAUACAAGCAGCCAUCAGCCAAGCAUUUAAAACUCCAGAAGUGAUUAGAAUGUUUGCAAAGAAGCAGCCGAGGCAAUUGAGGACAAGGCUGGCAGAGAUGGACAGAGAUUUAAUGGUUGGGAAGUUGCCAAGAGACCUGUACACCCAACAGAAACUGGAAAUCCUGACUGCCCUCAGAAAACUUGGUGAGAAGCUCACUGGUGAUGAUGAGAUGUUCUUGUCAACAAAUGCUGGUACAGCCCUGAGCCAAUUUGAGAGAGUGUCCACAGACCUUGGAUCAGGAGACAAAGUCUUUGCCCUUGCAAGUGUUGAAGUAGAAAAGGCAAAACAAUGAAGAGGUUCAUGAGGCUUGUGUCUCCAGUUGUCAGCAGCAUUGGAUUUUGGUGAUACUGUGUUUGGUUUUUCUGUUUCUAGCAUGUUGAAAAUAAGCAAAGCAAAACAAAAAACCCAAGCCCUAAACUUCUUGGGUCCUUAACCAGAAGAUACGAAGUAAACAGCCUUAAGUGCACUUUGGAACCUUGGUGUCUGUACCCUUUAAGUAAUACAAGCUCUGAGGCUGAACACUUAAGUGGAAUUCUAAAACAAAAGCAUGGUAUGACUGUCUUUGGAAAGAGGCAGCUCUUUUGAACUUCUCUGAAUGUGUAUUUCUCUAACUAUUAAAACUUAAUCUUUUUGCAUGUGGUUGUAGCAAGCAGAUCUUUUUAAGAAGUGGUCCUGAUGAUUUUUUUGGGUGAUUCUUCACAUUGUCUUAAUUUUUGUCUGGACUCCCUACUAAGUAGUUUGUGCUAGGAAAGCAUUGAAGCUUUGGAAAAUGGAUGUCGUUUAUUGAAAUGCCAUCUUUCUACAAACUGUUUGCAGAAGACCCAAAAGGAGCCUGGAUGCUGAUCACUGGCCCUUGGCUGCUGCUUUGCCGUGCACAUGAAUGAGCACUUUGUGUCCCAGCCCCGCUGAGGACAAUGGCAGCGCUGUGGGGAGGCUUCUGGAGCCGUUUAACCUCGUGUAUUGACAGGACAGGAAUUGACAGGACAUGGCAAUGAGAUGCUCUUCCCUCAGCUCCGGUGUGUAACUGCACACUGCUGUUAUUUCAGAGGGCACAUGGAAUAACUUGCAAGUAGAAAGAGGUUUGAAAAGGGGGGAGAAGCUCCCGAUGUGAUCAGUGUUGCUCAGUCUCAGUGGUGGAGGGGGAGGGUCUGUGCCUCCACUGGACCCUGAAUAAACUUGGCAUAGGAGGAUUUGAAAUCUCACGUAGUUGAAUUUUUAGCUCAGAGACUUAAGUGGGUAGCAUAGACUAUAAACGGAAAAUUAACGUGGUCAGUCGUCAUUUAGAGUGCACUUACAGGGCAUAAACAGCCUAUAAAUUAGCAAGUUUGUCUAAUUGUAAGCUAGGACUGGAAUAGACUAGAAAAUGUGUUUGUAGACUGUAUUUUGCUUUAACAGAUGUACUUUUGACAUCUAGCAUUUAAGAAAUGAAAGGUAUAGACAGCAUAAUUUGUUUUUCACUGACAGAACAUUUUUCUCCCUGUUUUUAAAAAGCCUUUAUUGAGGAGGGGUCUUUUGUCCAUUCCAGCAGAACUAUUUUCCUGUCUGGGACAGCAUUGUGUUCUCUGACAAAGGCUGAUUGCAGCUUCAUAGCUGAGAGCAGCUUAUUAAAAGGCAUUAUUAGACUCUGAAAUUAUGGGAAACAAAACAGUCUGUGGGGACUGGAGCUGCCUUCUUUUCCUUUCUGCUCAUUACUGGUGCUAAGGAACUCUCCCCAUACACCCCCAGCCUGCUUGCAGCAUUACUAUGUAAAUUAAAUCUCUCAGCACUCACAAAAAGUUUACAGUACAAUGGCAUGGAAAUCUUUUUCCUUGUAGUUUGAGAGGUGCAAGUUUCCAGGAGAAACUUUUUUAAAUUGGUUUGUAAAUAUUUCAGGAUUUUUGCAAAUUCCUCUACUGCUGGCAGUUGUAACUUUCCAAUUAAAUUGAUCCUUGUCUGAACACCUUUCCAACAUCGUGAUGUUUCUGCUCUUGGAAGGAUCUCUGGUGGUUUAGAUGGACAAAGAUGAGACUGAGAUCAGUGCCCAGGAUUGCAAGAUUCAGUGUCAGGUCAGACUUCUCAGGAGCUGUGAAGGGUCAGAAAUGAGAGCUCUACCCAGAGACUGGCUGUGUCCUGCACAAUGCCCUGACCAUAAAUGUGAUUUAACAAGGAAGCUGCUGCUGAUGUGAAGCUAUUCAAGUGUUGAACCUCACAGAUAGUUAAGUAACCUCUUAAAUAAUUAGAUUGAUUUCAGGCAUAGUAAGUUAAUUGGUGUGUUGUGCUAAAUACUUUGCUAAAUAAUCCUGGGAUGUACCUCGAUCACCAUCUUAAAUGUUUCUGCAGGGGCUGGGGAAAAAAAAGAAGUCCAUAAUCUAUUUAUUAUAAUAAUGAUUUCCUCAAAUAAAAACUGAUAACAAAAGAACAACUGCUAAAUGAAAGCAUGGGUUUGUGUUGAACAAACAAGCUUGUGAUGUGUGAGUUCCAUCCCCAGCUCAGUGUUGGACCUGGGCAGAUCACUCAUUCUGUACACAUCUUUCUUUCCUGGAGUAAAAUACAGAUUAUGAUCCUUAAA
Sturnus vulgaris (Common starling) is the source of this 3187-nucleotide messenger RNA. The record is from RefSeq and is a predicted model, not a curated record. NCBI's taxonomy places the organism in Eukaryota, Metazoa, Chordata, Aves, Passeriformes, Sturnidae.